AUGGAGAUGGAGACCGACGUGUGUCUGCAAGUGAGCAAUAUGUGCAUAGGCGCAUUGAACUUUCUGUAUUCUGGCUUCAGGCCAGCUCUUUCUGGAGGUGCAAUGAACAAGUUCCCCUCAACUGCUCAGCAGACCUCGCAACGACACAUCUGCAGCAAGGUGGUUCGUUUUUUGGGCCGGCUUGUUCAGGAGUUGGGAAACGCUCUUCCCUGGCAAAGAAGCUUCCAGCAGUGCGAAGUCUCGGCGACCCCAAGCUAUGAGGACAUUUGCAGCGACAGGGUGGACUUGCCUGCGCAGGCAGCUUCUUGCGACCCCAGCGGAAUCAUUUCCAAGUGCCUUUCAAGUCAAAUUGCAGAUGCUUCUUGCAUUUUCCCAGCAGGUGUGGUUUCUGCUCACUUAGCUGUUCCGCAGAAUAAGAGAAGCGAGUACCUCAAACUUACCUGCAGAGAGUUGGAAUGUGGCAAGCUGCGUCUGCGUCGGCAAGUGUGCGGAAUGGGCGGAGUGUUCGCUGUCGGAAAGCGAGGCGGCAGACAGCGCAAGAUAUGGGACGGGGCUGGCCUUUCUCAGAUGGCAGCUGCCCCGCCGAAGCCCAGACGGCUCGCCAACCCAUCCUCUUUCCUGGAUGUGCAGUUCGACGUCGGACAACAGGUGUUCUUCUCGAAGCGUGAUGCAUCAACCUUCUUUGACGCCUUGCAGGCCCCUGAAGUGCUGCAGCCCUUUUUUGGGCAGCCCGCAGUGACAGCCCAGGAGCUUCUGGAUCAUGGGAUGACACGCGAUGCCAUCGCCAAAGCCUGUGACGACUCUGUGAGCGCUGACGUGAGUGGCCACCUUUACCCGGUGCACGCAGUUUGGCCCAUGGGUUUUGCUUGGUCGAGCGCGGUGGCGCAAGACACCACGCUCGCGGUCUGCGCUUCUGCGGGCAUUGCAGAGGAAAGCAUCCUCUCGCUCGACCAUGACGUGCCCGUGAAGCAGGAUGAGCUCUGCUUUGUGGCGACUGACGACACCGUUUUACUGCACACCAGCAAAACCAGGGGCCAACGCACGCUUGCUAACCUUGACGCCGCUUUCGCCGAGCAUGGCGUGCCGAGAAACGUGGCAAAGGACGUUUCCCUGGCAAAUGAAAUCACCGCUCUUGGGUGCGAUUUGUCGAGCACUCCCGCCGCCAAGCCUGUCGAGGGGUGCGCAGCUGCAAGUACUCCGGCUUCCGUUUCGCCUUUGCUGCCCUUGCCCAGCUCUUCUACUUCAGCGCGGCAACCCCGGUUGACUGCGGACUUGGGUCGGGGCAGCAAGGUGGACGGAUCGCUUGGGGAACGCACUCCGCGCAUCCCUCCUAGCUGUCCUGGGACGGUAAGAGCCGAGCCUGGUGCGGCCAAGAUAGCCCAAGCCGUGUGCAGAACGCUCGGGCUCUUGCGUGCGAACUUUGCCAGUCCGAAAGCAUUUCAUUCCUUGCUGGGCGUGUGGGAAUGGUUUGCGCUUCUGCAGAGAGGUUUCUUCAGCAUCUACGAUGGGGUGUACUCUUUUGCGCGCAAAGAGCCGGCUACUGAGUUGACCAGGGUGCCGGAAGCAGCUUUGAACGAGAUGCUUGUUACUCUGCUUCUUGCCCCGCUUCUCUCCGUCGACUUGGACAGACAGCCGCUGCAGCAACUCGUGGCGACUGAUGCUGCCCCGCAGUUCGGCUUUGGAGUGUCCGUGGCUUCUUGCAGCAGGCAGGAGGCAGUGGAAAUCUGUGGCUUCGCCGAGAGGCGUGGCGAUUACGUGCGCCUCACCACUAGUCCAGAUGAUCCCGUUGAAGUUCCUCGUUUGGGUGUGCCAAGCAGGCUUUCAGCCACUGAGAAGGACUUCAAGACCGUCAUCAGUUCCAAAGCAAAGUGGCCUGCGCACUCUGGCGUCUUGGAGGCCCAUGCUUACUUGCUCGCGCUGAGAUGGGUCGCACGCCACGCGGCCAAGCACGGCAGCAAAGUACCGCUGCUGGUAGACGCCAAAGUGGUUGUGGGGGCUGUGACCAAAGGACGCAGCUCUGCAAAGGCCUUGCGGCAUGCUUUGCGAUCCGUAGCGGCAGUUUCCAUGGCCGCAAACCUUCUUCCGCGAGCAGUGUAUAUCCCUAGCGAGUCUAACCCUGCUGAUGCACCGUCUCGCGGAAAACGGAACAAGCCAAGAAGCGACCGGUUCUGUAAAAGGACCAGCGUCAAGCGCCGCCUUCUGUCAAACCUGCAGCAACUGGUGUGA
Symbiodinium natans is the source of this 2226-nucleotide messenger RNA. The record is from the annotation of a GenBank genome assembly. Lineage: Eukaryota; Dinophyceae; Suessiales; Symbiodiniaceae.